Molecule: messenger RNA, 681 nt
Organism: Pseudocercospora fijiensis CIRAD86
Lineage: Eukaryota; Fungi; Ascomycota; Dothideomycetes; Mycosphaerellales; Mycosphaerellaceae
Exons: 7
Coding region: 1-681 (226 amino acids)
Source: RefSeq, a predicted model, not a curated record
AUGGCUCGUGUGGAGCGGGAGUCUGUCACGGCGCCACCUCGUCACUUCAGGCACUCACAGCCUGUCUUGUUCACCAGAUCGGAGCAUAAGGAGCACGACUCCGCGGUGCACAAUGCAAUCGGAUGUCACUGCAACGCAGCAAGACUGCAGAAUGACUGCUUCCACUUGCCGGACCAGAAUCUGCUUGGCGUAGACCUGACUAACAAUAGAGAGGGCUGGAGAAGGCUGAGUCGCCGCAUCGUGUAUCUCGGUAAUCGCAUGAACCGAAAGCCGCAAGUCUGGGAAGGACCAUUUCUACAAGGCGAAGCUUCGGAUGGUGAGGCCAUGUGCGUUAGUCAGAGCUGCUCGGCGGAUACAUGUAAACAGGAAGCGCAGUGGCGAUGGCUCGUGUUCGUCCAGGAUGUCGCUACGGGGCCAAGGCUCCGACAUGCCAACACACAAACACCGAUAUUUCGCACGUCGUAUAACUUACCAUCACAUGGGCUCCAGUCUCUCGCGCUCGCCGAGAUGAAGAGAAGAAUCUUCAAAUUUGACGUCACCUCGCCCCUGCCUUGCCAAGACUCAGUUCCUGCCUCAGGCUGUACGAGUACAAUGCGAUUGCUAUCGCGAUCGCCAUGGCGGUCCCCGACCAUCUCCGCGGAACUCCGAGACAAGCAGUGCCAUAGACAAUCUCCGGUCUAA